Glycine soja is the source of this 1877-nucleotide messenger RNA. Its product is annotated as putative pentatricopeptide repeat-containing protein At5g37570. Gene Ontology annotation, molecular function: protein binding; RNA binding. Gene Ontology annotation, biological process: RNA modification. The record is from RefSeq and is a predicted model, not a curated record. Bases 37 to 1776 code for a protein of 579 amino acids. The transcript has a single exon. NCBI's taxonomy places the organism in Eukaryota, Viridiplantae, Streptophyta, Magnoliopsida, Fabales, Fabaceae.
AGUGAGAUGGUUGAUUUCAUCGAAAAGUGAGUUAAAAUGUCCAUUUUGGUCUCAAAAGCUACUGCGGGAAUGCAAAUGCAGGCUUUCCCUGUCAUUCCCAUUCCAACUUCCACUUCCAUGCGUUCAAUCUCUCACUCCUCUCCUUUCCGUCUUCAUUCAGCUGCAAGCAUCACCACCCUCCUCAAAGCCUGCAAGAAACGUGAACACCUCGAACAAGUGCACGCGUGCAUCAUCCAUCGCGGCCUCGAGCAAGACCACUUCCUCGUUUUCCUCUUCAUUUCCCGCGCGCACACCCUCCUCUCCACUCUCUCCUACGCCUCCUCCGUCUUCCACCGCGUUCUCGCCCCUUCCACCGUCCUCUGGAACACUCUCAUCAAAUCCCACUGCCAAAAGAAUCUCUUUUCCCACACCCUCUCCGCCUUCGCUCGCAUGAAGGCACAUGGGGCACUCCCAGAUAGCUUCACCUACCCUUCUGUCAUUAAGGCCUGUUCCGGCACGUGCAAGGCAAGGGAGGGAAAAUCGCUUCAUGGCUCCGCGUUCCGGUGCGGCGUCGACCAGGAUCUCUACGUGGGCACCAGUUUGAUCGACAUGUAUGGGAAGUGCGGGGAGAUUGCUGAUGCUCGUAAGGUGUUUGAUGGAAUGUCUGACAGGAAUGUGGUUUCCUGGACUGCUAUGCUUGUUGGGUACGUUGCUGUUGGGGAUGUUGUUCAGGCCAGGAAGCUGUUUGAUGAGAUGCCUCACAGAAAUGUGGCUUCUUGGAACUCAAUGUUGCAGGGCUUUGUGAAAAUGGGGGAUUUGAGCGGUGCUAGAGGCGUGUUUGACGCAAUGCCUGAGAAGAAUGUUGUUUCUUUCACCACCAUGAUUGAUGGGUAUGCCAAGGCUGGUGACAUGGCGGCGGCGAGGUUCUUGUUUGAUUGUUCUCUGGAGAAGGAUGUUGUUGCUUGGUCUGCUUUGAUAUCAGGUUAUGUCCAGAAUGGGCUGCCUAAUCAGGCGUUGCGAGUGUUUCUCGAGAUGGAAUUGAUGAAUGUGAAGCCUGAUGAGUUUAUAUUGGUUAGCUUGAUGUCGGCUUCCGCACAGUUGGGUCAUUUAGAACUUGCUCAGUGGGUUGAUUCUUAUGUAAGCAAGAUCUGUAUUGAUCUUCAGCAGGACCAUGUAAUUGCAGCGCUUUUGGAUAUGAAUGCAAAGUGUGGAAACAUGGAAAGGGCGUUGAAAUUGUUUGAUGAAAAACCUAGGCGAGAUGUAGUCUUGUAUUGUUCGAUGAUACAAGGGUUGUCAAUUCAUGGACGCGGUGAAGAGGCCGUGAAUCUGUUUAACAGGAUGCUGAUGGAAGGGCUAACUCCGGAUGAGGUGGCCUUCACAGUCAUCCUCACAGCUUGUAGUCGUGCUGGGCUUGUUGAUGAGGGACGGAACUACUUCCAGUCCAUGAAGCAAAAAUACUGCAUUAGUCCAUUGCCUGAUCACUAUGCAUGUAUGGUGGAUCUUCUAAGCCGGUCAGGGCACAUAAGGGAUGCUUAUGAACUUAUAAAAUUAAUCCCCCGGGAGCCUCAUGCUGGAGCCUGGGGUGCACUUCUUGGGGCAUGUAAACUAUACGGUGAUUCAGAGUUGGGAGAGAUUGUUGCUAAUCGACUUUUUGAGCUUGAGCCUCUAAAUGCAGCUAAUUAUGUGCUGUUGUCCGACAUCUAUGCAGCAGCAGAGCGAUGGAUAGAUGUUUCCCUUGUGAGAAGUAAGAUGAGGGAAAGGAGAGUGCGGAAGAUACCUGGUUCCAGUAAAAUUUAGUCCAGGGCUGAGUUGUUCCGGUAUUCCAUGUAUGGAGAAGGCUAUGUUUGGCCCAACUUUUUUCUACUUAAAAGCUAAUUUUAAUUUAAAGCUAAACGUAA